Molecule: messenger RNA, 1398 nt
Organism: Fonsecaea multimorphosa CBS 102226
Lineage: Eukaryota; Fungi; Ascomycota; Eurotiomycetes; Chaetothyriales; Herpotrichiellaceae
Exons: 2
Coding region: 1-1398 (465 amino acids)
Biological process (GO): carbohydrate catabolic process; fungal-type cell wall biogenesis
Molecular function (GO): mannan endo-1,6-alpha-mannosidase activity
Source: RefSeq, a predicted model, not a curated record
AUGCUUCAAUUCUUCAUUUCUGUCGUAUCCACUCUUGUUUCUUUCCUCUCACGACAUGCUGCCAGUAUUGCUCUCGAUGUUGAUGACACACAAUCCAUUCUUGCGGCGGCGUCCUUGACGGCUCAGGGCGUAGUCGACCUGUACAAUGGCUACCAGCCCGGGGGAGUCGUGGGAAAAUGGCCCUUUCCACCCUACUACUGGUGGGAGAGUGGCGGCGCAUGGGGUGGCUUGAUGGAAUACUGGCACUACACAGGCGAUGACAGCUAUGUCAAUAUUACGCAACAAGGAAUCAUUGCGCAGCUUGGCCCUAAAUAUGACUUCAACGUUCCUGCCGAAGCCUUCGACACCGGAAACGACGAUCAAGCCUUCUGGGUAUUUGUGGCCAUGUCCGCGGCCGAGUACUCCUUCCCUCAGUUGCCUUCGCCCUAUCCAUCCUGGGUCCAGAUAGUUAACAAUGCUUGGGAGGAUUAUGUCUCUCGCUGGAACACUUCGAGUUGCAACGGAGGUUUGAAAUGGCAAUUCAAUCCUGCGAACGCAGGGUACUUUUACAAGAACAGCAUCUCCAACGGCGCAUUCUUUCAGCUCUCGGCGAGACUGGCAAGAUUUACAGGCAACCGAACAUACGUGCAUUGGGCGGACAAAAUCUGGAACUGGGCAUCAGGAAUCGGCUUGGUAGACAACAUCUACAACGUCUUCGACGGCUCUGAUGAAACAAUCAAUUGCACGGCUGUUGACCACCAUCAGUGGACCUACAACGUCGGUGUCUUCCUCUAUGGUGCGGCUGUGCUGCAGAAUUACACCAAUGGGUCCUCGCCGUGGAUCGAACGAACCGCUGGCCUGCUCGAUUCGACAAACACAUUCAUCAGUCCUUUUCGCAAUGCAUCCAAUAUCCUUUUCGAGGCAGAAUGUGAGCUCUCCAUGACCUGCAACACCGACCAGCUGUCAAUGAAGGCCUACCUAGUUCGGUGGAUGGCUGCAACAUCCAACAUGGCGCCUUUCACGGCAGGUCGAAUCGGUGAGGUUCUUCGAGCCUCCGCCCAAGGUGCUGCAGCCGCAUGCACGGGAGGUAUCAACAACAAUACUUGUGGGAGUAAAUGGUACAUUGAGGGAUGGGAUGGGACAACAGGACUAGGCCAACAACUCUCGGCAUUGGAAGUCAUGUACGCUCUGUUGGUCAAUCAGACCAAUGCACCCGCUACCUACCCAAAUGUCUCAAUUCUGCCUGCUCCACCAUCGCCAACAAUCUCCUCCUCACUAGCCUCUGCCACCCAAAAUCUUCCUACGGCGAGUGCGACUGCCCGUCCGCUCCACGAUGGAGCAGCGAUCAUUCAGUCCAAGGCCCAGAAUAAGAUUCGGCCUUUUGUCGUGGCUCUUUUCACCUCAUUAGCAGUCAUGUGA